Lotus japonicus is the source of this 1834-nucleotide messenger RNA. RefSeq names its product cytochrome P450 82A1-like. Lineage: Eukaryota; Viridiplantae; Streptophyta; Magnoliopsida; Fabales; Fabaceae. Bases 41 to 1624 code for a protein of 527 amino acids. The transcript has 2 exons. Gene Ontology annotation, biological process: defense response to other organism. The record is from RefSeq and is a predicted model, not a curated record. Gene Ontology annotation, molecular function: monooxygenase activity; oxidoreductase activity, acting on paired donors, with incorporation or reduction of molecular oxygen; iron ion binding.
CACUUAAAAUGUCACACACACCCAACUUUAACUAGCUAAAAUGGAGAUACUACUCCUAAACACCACCAUUGUUGCAAUCGUAUCUCUAAUUCUCUUAUGCUUGUUCCUCAUUCGUCGCUCCAAAAAUGUUCAUCCCAAAGAGCCCCCAACACUUCCCGGUGCUUGGCCGGUACUCGGUCACCUCCCUCUAUUGAGCGGUUCAGAAACCCCUCAUAAAACAUUGGGUGCCCUGGCCGACCAACACGGACCCAUAUUCACAAUCAAAUUGGGGUCCACACACGCUUUAGUAAUUAGCAACUCGGAAACCGCCAAGGAAUGCUACACCAAAAACGACAUUGUCGUUUCAUCUCGGCCCAAGCCGGUCGCGGUGGAGCUCAUGUCGUACAACCAAGCCUUCAUCGGUUGGGCACCGUACGGGUCCUAUUGGCGCGAAAUUCGAAAGGUUGUCACCACCGCAUUCCUCUCCAGCCGCCGCAUCGAGCAAAUGAGCCAAAUUCGCGUCUCCGAGAUUCGAACUUCGAUUCACGAGCUCGUUGAUGUUUGGUCCAAUAGCAAAAACAACGAGCCUCAAUCUGAGUAUGUUAUGGUGGAGCUGAAGCAGUGGUUUGCGCAGUUGACACUGAACAUGAUUCUCCGGUUGCUUGUUGGGGAGAGAUAUUUCGGUGCUACCGGUAGUGCGGCCGGUGAGGAGAAAGCGGAGAGGUGUUUGAGAAAUGUGAGGGAGUUCAUGCGGCUGAUGGGGACUUUCACGGUGGCUGAUGCAGUUCCGUGGCUGAGGUGGUUGGAUUUUGGGGGAUAUGAGAAGGCUAUGAAGAAAACUGCAGAGGAAUUUGAUAAAAUGUUGAGUGAAUGGUUAGCAGAGCAUCGCCAGAGGAGGGCUUUGGGUGAAAAGGGUGUUGAUGAUAGAGAUUUCAUGGAUGUGAUGCUCUCUGUGCUGAAAGAUAGAGAGAUUGAAGGAGUUGAUGCUGAUACCAUAUACAAAGCCACAACAUUGGAAUUGAUUUUGGGAGGAAGUGACACAACAGCAGGUACCAUUACAUGGGCAAUGAGUUUACUAUUGAGAAAUCCUCAUACAUUGGAAAAGGCAAAAGAAGAGCUUGACAUGCAAAUUGGGAAGGAAAAAUUGGUAACUGAGUCAGAUAUAAGUAAACUGGUGUAUCUUCAAGCCAUAGUUAAGGAGACACUGAGAUUGUAUCCACCAGCACCUUUCUCAUCACCACGUGAGUUCACAGAGGAUUGUACUUUAGGUGGCUACCAUGUGAAAAAAGGAACUAGACUAAUCCCAAACUUAUGGAAGAUCCACAGAGACCCUAGUGCUUGGGCAGAUCCAUUGGAAUUCAAACCUGAGAGGUUUCUCACAACUCAUAAAGGGGUUGAUGUCAGGGGUCAUCACUUUGACUUGAUACCAUUUGGAAGUGGGAGAAGGGUUUGUGCUGGAAUGUCACUUGGGCUAAACAUAGUUCAUUUCACUCUGGCUAAUUUCUUGCAUUCCUUUGAAAUACUCAAUCCAUCUUCUGAACCAAUUGAUAUGACUGAGAUCUCUGAAUUUACCACCACCAGAGCUACCCCACUUGAGAUUUUGGUGAAACCACGGUUGCCACACAACUGUUAUGAAACUAUGUGAUCCAUGUUAGGUCCUUAAUUAUUCUUGCUUACUGAACAGUAUGGUCCAUUUUAUAUCUUCUAUUCUUUAGUUUAUCUUUUAAAAGUGUACAAUAAAAGUCAUACUCAUGUGGUUUCUGUCAUCAAUCAAUGAAACGAUGAGGUAUUGUGCUGCUGUAAUAUGUUAUUUUCAUUUGGAAAACAUUUGUACCAUUAAUCAUUGUUCUUUUAA